AUGACAAGCAUUGGCGUACUUUUGCAAUCAAUUGACCGUAAUCAAAGAACCAUCAAAUUCUCAGAAUACAAAGGUAAAACUGUUGCCAUUGAUGGUGAUGACUUUCUUCUUGAUGGAGCUUCCCGUGCUGCUUUGGAGCCUGUAUGGAAUCAUUCCGCCAAUUCAUAUAACGACUAUUUGCUGGAAUUUACUCAAUUGCUUGAAGAAAAUGGUGUAACACCUAUUGUGGUCUUUGGCGGUCUCACUCUCCCUUUCAAGCAAAGCAUGAAUUAUGAAUAUCGCAAAGCCCGUCAAGCUGCAUUAAACAGUGGUAGCCACCUGGGACCAGUAACCAUCUCAGAAGACAUGGCCAUUGCCACUAUUACAAAAUUGAUGGAAAAGAAGAUUAAAUGCAUUGUAGCACCAUGCGAAACUAGUGCUCAACUGACAUACUUGGCAAAGACAGGCAAGGUGGAUGCUGUCGUCUCUGAGGACCCUGAGCUCUUGGCUUUUGGUUGUCCAAAGUUUAUUCACAAGAGUUUUAUCUCUGGAGAAUAUAUCGAGUUCUGCAUGGAUAGAGCAUUCAAUGACAACAGAAGCAAUUUUCGAGCAUACGGUGCUGACACUUUUCGACACAUCUGUAUUUUAUCUUUAGCCGGCUGUAAUUACCUGCUUAACGCUGAAAGUGCUAUCUUCAGAGCAUUACUGAGAGUGUAUGAAGGCAACAACAACAGCACUGAUCAAGUAUUACGUGUCUUGCAGAAGCUAUUCAAGGAAAAACUCCUUCUGGACUAUCUCAAAAACUUUCACAUGACAGAUCUUGGUUUCACGUAUCAAUGGGUCUACGAUAUGGACAAAAAGAACUACGUGCGCCUGAAUCCACUUCCACCCAAUUGUUCGGAGGAAGAUGUCAAGUUGCUGGGCAAAACCCCAACCGUACAAGACUCCAUCAAGUUCAUUGUCAACGAGAUCGCCCCCAAGAGCAAGCCUUUAAAUUUAAAAGAGCGUAUCACAGAAAAGUUUCUCGCUUACGCUAAAUCAGUAAAAGAGAAUAUUAUGCCUUCACAUUUAGGAACACCAUUCUCAGCGGCAGCACCCAAAUCACAAAAGUCACCUAAAUCAUCUACAUCAUCAGCAUCUAGAAUGGGACCCAAACGAGUGCUUUCUGAAUUGAGUAAUGUUACCACAGUAUCAGUGUCAGUGGCCACAACAGCUGGAGAGUUCUUUGCAUCAACCUCUGCGCAAGCCUCAUCACACUUGCCUAGACCCACAGUGGCAACACCUAAAGAGUCAACUGCUGCAUGUCCUUCAUUCUCACUACCUCCUUCAGUUGAACAACCUUUGAUGCCUUUAACUGAAGCAAGCACAACUUCAACUCAUGACGAUCCCAUCUCUCCUCCUCAUGUCCCACCAACGAAAGAUGAGAUGCCUGACACUACCACAGUAUCUAUCAACAAUAUCAACGCAAGCGUUUCUAAAGUAUCGCAGGACACAAAUCAAACAUCAAGUGGCCAAACAUGCGAGAGAAACAACCCAUCUCCACCCUUGUCGCCACCUACAGCUACACCCAUCAAAGAGAAUACGGCUUCAUAUAAUCAACAUACCGGGGCCAAGCCCUUGGCUGACAAAUCGGCUCAACCUGUGAAAAUAACACCACCACCAUCUCAUUAUAUACCAAACAUUGCACAUAUCAACCCCUCUACAAACAAUAUAGCUACAUCCAUCAAACAGACAGCAAUCCCUACUCAACAAGACACCCUAGCCAGGCCCAAUGCCAGUGAAUUAUCUCAAGCUGUGAACAUGACGCCAUCAUCUGAUCACGUAUCUUACAAUGCUCACGUUAACUUUUCAACGAGCAAUACAACUAUAGCGGCAACUAUAACGGCCAUCAAGCUAUCUCAAAAUGCGUCAAAUGGUGGUGGAGAGGAGAACGGUAACAAUAAUAGCAGCAAAUACGAUAUGCGUGAUCCCUAUUACAACAAUCCAAACUACUUUAUCCCAACAAAUAUGGCGUCAAGGUCUAAUAACGAGAAAUCCAAGAAAAGAUCGUUUGAUCAGACAGAGCAUAGUGUUUCCACGAUGCAAGGCAACAGUCGCAAAAAGCACCAUCCUCGUUGA
Mucor velutinosus is the source of this 2097-nucleotide messenger RNA. RefSeq names its product casein kinase 2 regulatory subunit. Gene Ontology annotation, cellular component: nucleus. The record is from RefSeq and is a predicted model, not a curated record. Lineage: Eukaryota; Fungi; Mucoromycota; Mucoromycetes; Mucorales; Mucoraceae. Gene Ontology annotation, biological process: DNA recombination; mismatch repair. Gene Ontology annotation, molecular function: 5'-flap endonuclease activity; 5'-3' DNA exonuclease activity. Bases 1 to 2097 code for a protein of 698 amino acids. The transcript has 5 exons.